This is a messenger RNA of Sphaeramia orbicularis (orbiculate cardinalfish), 6355 nucleotides long. RefSeq names its product BTB (POZ) domain containing 7 (gene btbd7). Bases 491 to 3862 code for a protein of 1123 amino acids. NCBI's taxonomy places the organism in Eukaryota, Metazoa, Chordata, Actinopteri, Kurtiformes, Apogonidae. The record is from RefSeq and is a predicted model, not a curated record. Gene Ontology annotation, biological process: morphogenesis of a branching epithelium. The transcript is spliced from 11 exons. Gene Ontology annotation, molecular function: protein binding.
UUGAAACGGGUAGCGUUGGGAUAGGCCAUAACAACCACCCAACAAGGCGUUGUGCUACUAUGGGGAAAUAUCGAACUGAACCGCGUAUAAAAUGGUUUGGGUUUAGUUUUUAAUCGAGCUAUAUGCUGGAAAUUCGCUUGGAAGUCGUUGCAAACGUAAAUUAUGGCAUAUUAGAGAUCAAAUGUGGACGUUGACGUCGAGCCGUGCGUAAUGAGCAGAGUUGGAAAAAGAAGGUGUUGAGCUGCAUUUUUUCUCUCUCUACCAGAGACAACUUGAGUCGGAGUACUGACAAACUACGAGGCUAUACGAAGAAAAAUAAUGCCCCUGAAGCUCAUCACUUUCUGGCACGCCAUGCUGGGCCUGAGGCUCUGAGGAUGCUUCAGAGGAUCCGUGCCUGACCCACAACUGAGAAUCGAGAGGAAUACGUUGUCUGAGCAGAAUGACUCAGCAAGUGGGGGGACCCCCAAAUAGCAAGUGAAGAGAAGUGAGGAUGGGUGCCAAUGGAUCCAGCUAUCCACACUCAUGCUCCCCACGCAUAGGGGGAAGUGCACAGGCACAGCAGACGUUUAUCGGAACCUCAUCUUACUCUCAGCAGGGAUAUGGCUGGGAGUCUAAGCUAUACAGCCUGGAGCAUGGCCAUGAGCGGCCUGCAGAUAGGAAGAAGAAGAGCCUUGGUCUGGCGACACUCAAACGGAGGUUUAUUAAACGAAGGAAAUCAAGCCGCUCAGCAGAUCAUGCGCGGCAGAUGCGGGAGCUUUUGUCAGGAUGGGACGUUCGCGAUACAAAUGCCCUGGUGGAGGAGUACGAGGGUACAGCAGCCCUCAAGGAGCUAAGCUUCCAGGCCAGCCUGGCACGUGCCGAGGCCCCCAACUUGCAGCGGGAUCUGGCUGCACUCUAUCAGCAUAAAUACUGCACAGAUGUGGACCUUAUCUUCCAUGGUGCUUGCUUCCCAGCUCACCGGGCCAUCCUGGCUGCCCGCUGCCCCUUUUUCAAAACCCUACUGACUUCAUCCCCUGGCUAUGGAGCUGAGGUUCUCAUGGACAUUGAGACAGCUGGCAUUGAUGUCCCCAUGUUUUCUGCCCUACUUCACUACUUGUAUACGGGGGAGUUUGGGGUUGGAGGAGCAGAGGACACCAGGCUGCAGAAUGUGGAUGUACUGGUGCAGCUUAGUGAGGAGUUUGGUACUCCUAACUCCCUAGAAGCAGAUAUGAAGGGCUUGUUUGACUACAUGUGUUACUACGACGCUCUUCUCAGCUUCUCCUCAGACUCUGAGAUGGUUGAAAGCUGUAAUGAAAGAGGUGCUGUCGCUGCAGUACCAACAGGGGGCUCAGGAGGCAAUGGGUGUCCUGGGACCCCAGAUGAGGACCUCAGGGCUCAUAAGGCUAUUCUCUCAGCUCGUUCUCCUUUCUUUAGAAAUCUUUUGCAGAGGCGUAUCCGCACAGGAGAAGAAAUGACAGAGCGCACACUGCAAACACCUACCCGCAUAGUCCUUGAUGAAUCGAUUAUCCCGCGGAAAUAUGUGCAAGUUAUUUUGCACUGCAUGUACACAGAUGUGGUGGAGUUGGGGCUAGUGCUCCGGGGCAGCCCCUCAGCAGGCAGCCUCGGGGAAGUGCAAGCUCUAGUGUCAGGAGGCCGUGGGGCCAACACACGCACUGAAGAGGCCAUGGAACUGUACCAUAUCGCUCUGUUCCUGGAGUUCAGUAUGCUAGCUCAAGGAUGCGAGGACAUUGUUGUGGAAAGCUUGUCCCUGGACUCACUUGUCCCCAUCCUGAAGUGGAGCUCCCAGCCGUACGGCUCCAAAUGGGUCCACAGGCAGGCUAUGCACUUCCUCUGCGAGGAGUUCAGUCAGGUUGUCUCCUCUGAUGUUCUCUACGAGCUUAGCAAAGAGCAUCUUCUCAGUGCAAUCCAGUCUGACUAUCUGCAGGCGAGCGAACAGGACAUUCUCAAGUAUGUUGUUAAGUGGGGCGAGCAGCAGCUUAUUAAGAGGAUGGCAGACAGGGAACCCAACCUGUUGAGUGGUACAGCCCACAGCGUAAACAAGAGGGGAGUGAAAAGGAGAGACCUGGAUGUGGAGGAGCUAAAGGAGAUACUCUCUCCUCUCCUGCCUUUUAUUCGAACUGAGCACAUCUUACCCCCAAACAGCGAUGUUCUUGCUGAUGCGCUCAAAAGGGGUUUGAUAAGCACCCCACCUUCAGAUAUGUUGCCUACAGCAGAGGGCGGAAAAGCCAAUGCCUGGUUACGGCAGAAAAACGCCGGCAUCUAUGUGCGUCCUCGCCUCUUUUCUCCUUAUGUGGAGGAGGCGAAGUCUGUUCUUGAUGAAAUGAUGGUGGAGCAGACAGACCUGGUGCGUUUACGACUUGUGCGCAUGUCCAACGUCCCAGACACGCUCUACAUGGUCAAUAAUGCUGUGCCUCAGUGCUGUCAUAUGAUUAACCACCAGCAAAUGGCAAGCAAUUCAGCCGCGGCUCCAUCAGUUGUAGCUAAUGAAAUUCCAGUGCCUCAGCUGCCUGUGGUGAAGGAUAUGAUCCGGAGGCUGCAGGAGCUGAGACACACAGAACAGGUCCAGAGAGCUUAUGCCCUCAACUGUGGUGAGGGAGCCACUGUCAGCUAUGAACUGCAGCUUCGUGUGCUGCGGGAAUUUGGUUUGGCAGACGGAGCCACUGAGUUGCUGCAGAACCCGUACAAGUUCUUCCCCGAUGAGCGAUUUGGAGACGAGAGUCCGAUUCUGGCCCUGCGCCAGGUGGGUCGUUGUCGGGUAAACAGCAGCCCAGCUAUGGAUAGCAUGUUUACUGAGCUGGAAGGGGUAGCGGGCUUCCAUCCUCCCCUACCUCCUCCACCUCCCCCAUACCAUCCCCCUGCAACACCCAGCCACACCCAGCUCAAAGGUGCCUGGCGACCUCGUGUUCCCAUGCCAACCCCUACCCGUUCCUUCUCCUACCCCUGUAACCGCACCCUGAUUCAGCGCCAUGCAUCCUCCAAGCAUGGCAGCUCAGAGUACUCCUCUGUGCCCAGGCCCCAACCCCCAGACUGCACCAACCCACAGGCUAUGGGCCGAGCUUUGCUUUCAGACCAGCAAGCGAUGAGUAUGGAGCCUGUUAUGAGGGAAUUCAUGCCUGACAUAGCACUGGGUGUCUCAGUCAUGUCCCUGAGGGAGCAACACAUGGCAGAGAUGGACAGGGAAGGCCCUCACAGUCCCAUGGGCCCCUCAGGCCACCAUCUGCCCCAUGGGCCCUGCCCUUCUGCCCGUCUCAGUCACAGCCAUAGUCAUGGUCCCGGACACGGACACUCCUGCAAGAGACACGCUCCUGAACCCAAACUAGAGGCUCAAGCAGAGUUCCCUGAUCUAUAUGAGUUCUCUUGUCGACCUGCUACCCCAACCUCCACUCACCCCAUGCCCUCCUUUGCAGGACCAGACCUUUACAGCCACAGCUGCACCCCCUCCAGUUCGUAUCCACCACCCUACAUUUCUGACUCUCAGGCCCAGGGCCACUCGCAGGGACGGACUGCCCCAGACCCACUGCGGCUGGAUGUCCUCGGGAUGACCUCUCAGAGGCAUGAUGGAGUCCUUGCCAGCCCUUCUGGGGCCCAGCCUAGAAUGGGACAUAUCCCAAGGGGGAGAUCGAAUGAAACAGACCUGACUCAUGGCUUAGGCCAUUUGCGAUCCCCUAGUGGAAACAUGGACAGCUAUGAAGAGCGGCACACAGUAGCAAGAGAUGCACCUGAGGACAUGGUUCUGGCUGGAGAAUCAUCUGGCCCAGGAUCCCUCCAACAGUCUCAUAGAAACAGUGUCAGUGAGGAGAUCACCAGAGACCGCAGAUCGCCCAACAAGCCUGAUUACCCUUACAAGAAAUCUGCACUUUAACCCCAGUAGAGGACUAGGGGUUGAGUUAAGAAAAGGGAAAGUGUGAUGAGUUGCUGUCUGUCAGAAUGGAUGGCAAAGCACUAAUUGUGUGCCUGUGUAUAUGUGUGUUUGAGAGGAGCAGGGAAAAGGCUGGUUGAUAGGUGAGUUUCAUAGGGUCUGUCUUUUUGUGCUACCUCUAUCACACUGUGCUAUCCAUCACACAGUCAAAGUAUGGAAAGAGUAAGAGCUGUAGGUUUACUGUUAGCUUCUAAUUGAUCUCUGUAAGCCUGCGUAGUCCUGCUGGUUUAGACUUGAGGAUGACUUGGGCUGUACUGGAUGGAUCAGUCGCUUGAGUCUGUAUGCGAAGAACAACGCCACGUGAAUCCUGCUUGACUAGGUCACAACACUAGAUGUAGCUCAGCAGAAACUGAUGUUUCACAAAGACUAUAUUCUUUUGUGUGUUGAUUAUUUUCAGCAAAGAAUGGGGAGAUGGCAGAAUAGGGAUCUCAGUUUACACAAGUGAACAAUGGCACACAGUCUGGGACGCAGAGUAUUGUGAUAAAAUCGUAUGUAAAUAUGUCUGGCUAUUUUCAUUCCCCCUCAUGAAUUGUAUUUCCAUUUUCUUCCUGUAGCAUGCCUCCAGCAACCCAUCCAACUAGUUUAGCCCCUCUGGCUCUGGUUCUGCAGUAUUUUGAUGAGUAAUGGGCCGAGGCUCGGUCACACAAAGCAGGAAUUGGAUCCGACAGGAACUAGGUCAUGCAGCUCGUCAUUCUCCAAUAACCCAGUCUGAUAAUUGUGUCAGGCUUAAACUAUCACAGUCUCUGUGUGGCGAGGUUAGAGGCAGAAUCCUGAUGUUUAAUAAGUGGAGGCGUAGAGGACAGGUUCAUUAUUCAGUGGAUAAUAUAGGGGUGUCAUAGCAACAGUGAUCAAAUGGAGGGCUGGAUGCGUGUUGUUUUUUCUUUUUUUUUUUUGCACCUGAACAGGUGUGUGUGUAUGUGUGAGAGAGAGAGAGAGAGAGAGAGAGAGGACUGCUUUGAUACACACAGGUGUUCAGACAAUCUCAGUACUGUACACUACCAUCUUUUGUCAGGUCUGUUUGUACAUAUCAGAGAUGUGUCUGAGAUGAUCUAUCUGUGUCUCAAUGUAUGUUGGUCAGUGUGCAAGAGCUCCCUUCUCAUGAUGUUUAAUCCAGUACCAUCAAGUAAUCCAAUCUAAAGCCUUAACCAGUGCUUUGAAUAUUCAGUUUUAGCUACCUUUAUUCAAUUCAGUAUGAUGUCAUUAUAUCACUACCCCUGUAAUCGCUUAUUCGACUGUUGUGUUCACUACGGAAACAUACACUGCAGUUUCUCUGGGUGGUACAGUUGGGUCUCACUGAACCCAAAUGCUAAACCAUGAUGUGUGUCCAGGCUCUGUCUCGCCACCUUAUGGGAGCUUGUGGACCUGCACAGCCAGUGUUGAUACUGUUGAAUAUACUGUUAAAGAGCCACAAUAGUAGCUCCAGAACCCUGCAAGUGCACACAUAAAAGCCUGUCACAGCCAGUAGCUGGCAUACAACCUCACAUACAAGUAUCAUUGCACUGUAGGAGCCACAUGAUUCAGUUGAAGGGAAAAGGAACAAAUGAGUUUCGAACAAAAGGAAUCUUAUAUUGAAGAAAAGUUGGCGAUUGCUGGCUCAUAUCUCCAAUGGAAAUUGUAUAUAAUGAAUUGAAUUCCACAUGUUCUGAUGAAUUUGUAAUGGUUUCUAUCACAUUUUAGUGGUUGUUGAAGGUUUGUGUUUUUACUGUAGUGGACAACACUGUGUACUUGUCUUUGUCAUGAUCUCUCACUAAGAAUGUGUGGUAUAAAACAAAGAUUGUGUCUCAGAAUAUAUUUUGUUCUUAAAUGUUACGCAUUUAGGGCAGUUUGGUCAAUAUUGUAGGUGGUGUGGAUUACAAUGUUUGUAAAGAUGUUUUUUUCUUUUUUCCUUUACUUUAAAAGUAACAGGAAUAUGUAGAGGAUCUGAAGAUAUUAGCUCUCUGCUUAGCAGUUGCCAAGCAGAAAAAUAAUUUUCCAUCUAGCUUGCUUCAUGGGGAAAAAAUGCAAAACUCCAGAUUCCUCCCCAUGUUCAUGUUGGGUAGUUGUUUUAUUUUCCAGGACAAUGUUCCAUUGAAUAAAAGUCCUUGUUUUGCUCUUUGCUGUAGAGAAGUCAGUGCCUUCCCCCGCCUGCGGCUGGGCUUUUAUUGGAGAAGUGACUUUGAUGUCUAUGCAAGCUCUUUUCUACCAGCUUACCAGCCUGCAUCAAAUAGUUCUUUGAAAUCUCAUGUAGCUCGUUUGUGUACAUAGUGUUAUUUAGCACCUUUUGAAAUUGAACCAUCUGAAAUGUGUGAUUGCUCGUGUUGAAAUAUGACAUGUUUGUAGAUUGAUAUUACGUUGCAUUUAGUUUCACUGAAUCUAUUUUUCUACUGUCACCUCAAGAGGUGCGUAACAGUGGUCAACUUGAGCAUCCUCAAAAUAAACUGGUUUGAUAUGAUGGAA